Gossypium arboreum is the source of this 2050-nucleotide messenger RNA. RefSeq names its product pollen-specific leucine-rich repeat extensin-like protein 3. NCBI's taxonomy places the organism in Eukaryota, Viridiplantae, Streptophyta, Magnoliopsida, Malvales, Malvaceae. The record is from RefSeq and is a predicted model, not a curated record. Gene Ontology annotation, molecular function: protein binding. Bases 73 to 1821 code for a protein of 582 amino acids. The transcript has a single exon.
AAUAUAAUCUAACCCUCUUGCACUGCCAAUUUGCCAACUAUAAGCAGCCUCAGGCCUAUCAAGGUGGGUAGCAUGGGUAAACCUCGAAGGUCGCAGGUUUUUGGGUUAUCUUUUCUUUUCUUUUCUUUUCUCUCUUCAUUAUCCACAUCUUCUUUCGCAUUGUCUGAUGCUGAAGCAUCAUACCUCAGUCAACGUCAACUCUUAACCCUCCCUGAAAAUGGUGAACUUCCUGAUGGUUUUGAGUUUCAAGUUCAAAUAAACUUAAAAUUUGAUAAUUCUAGGCUGAGGAGGGCUUACAUUGCCCUCCAAGCCUGGAAAAAGGCAAUGUAUUCUGAUCCGAAGAACAUAACCAACAAUUGGGUUGGUCCUAAUGUAUGUGGCUACUCCGGUGUCUUUUGCGCUCAAGCAUUGGAUGACCCAAAAAUAAAAGUUGUUGCUGGUGUUGAUCUUAAUCAUGCUGACAUUGCCGGAUACCUUCCGGCAGAGCUGGGGUUGAUGAGCGAUCUUGCAUUGUUCCACAUAAAUUCCAACAGAUUUUGUGGGAUUAUACCCAAUAGCUUCUCUGAGCUUACGCUUAUGCAUGAGUUUGAUGUUAGCAACAAUCGGUUCGUCGGCCCUUUCCCGAAUGUUACAUUAUCCUGGUCGAGUGUCAGGUACAUCGACAUCAGAUUCAACAAUUUUGAAGGCCAAAUACCGCCUGAGCUUUUCGAAAUGAAACUCGACGCAUUGUUCUUAAAUAACAAUAGGUUCACUUCGACCAUUCCCGAAACAAUCGGCCAAUCCACAGUCUCUGUGGUGACAUUUGCCAACAACAAAUUCAAAGGUUGUAUUCCACAUAGCAUUGGCAAAAUGGAGAACUUGGAUGAGAUUAUUUUCAUGAACAAUGACCUGGGCGGUUGCUUCCCACUGGAAGUUGGUUCGCUUAAGAACCUGACUGUGUUCGACGCCAGCUUUAACUCAUUCGUCGGUGCUUUGCCACAAGAGCUUUCAAACUUGAUAGGGGUUAAUGUUUUGGACAUUUCCCAUAACAAGUUGACAGGUGUUUUGCCUGAGAAUAUUUGUAAGUUGCCAAGCUUGUCUAAUUUCUCAUUCUCUCAAAACUACUUUAAUGGAGCGGCCAAUGCUUGUGUACCAACUUCGAGGAAAGACAUCGUAUUGGAUGACACUGGCAAUUGUUUGGGUGAUAGGCCGAACCAGAAGUUAGGCAAUGAAUGCGAAGCCGUUUUGAGCCAUCCAAUUGAUUGUAGUAAAGACAAAUGUGGUGGUGGCUCUUCACCUAAGCCACCCGUCAAAGCUCCUCCAAAGCCACAGCCAAAACCUCCCGUUCACUCACCACCACCACAAGUUCUCUCCCCUCCACCACCCGUCUACUCACCACCACCACAACCUGUUCGCUCCCCUCCACCUCCACCAGUUCAAUCACCACCACCACCGGUUCACUCCCCUCCACCUCCACCAGUUCAAUCACCACCACCACCAGUUCGCUCCCCUCCACCACCCGUCUACUCUCCACCUCCACCAGUUCAAUCUCCACCACCACCAGUUCUCUCCCCUCCACCACCCGUCUCCUUUCCACCUCCACCAGUUCAAUCUCCACCACCACCAGUUCUCUCCCCUCCACCACCCGUCUCCUUCCCACCUCCACCAGUUCAAUCACCACCACCCGUCUACUCUCCACAUCCACCAGUUCAAUCACAACCACCACCAACUUCACCUCCAGUUGUUGCUUUGACACUGCCACCUACAAAAAAAGUAGUCCUCCCUCCAAACUUGGGAUUCCAAUACUCAUCGCCACCUCCACCAAUGUUCCCAGGCUACUGAGUACUACAACCUUGAUAAUGUAUAAGAAAAUGAAAGAAAAGAAAAGAUAAUUGCGCAUGCAUUUCAUUCCCAAUACAAUUGUAACAUAAUUGGUAGAGAGGUCACUUAUAUGUAUUUAAUGCCAUACUUAGGGUAUGCCAUAUUACAAUAAUAUGAAAUCAAGUGUUUCACCAUUUUACCCUUAAUUUCAUAUUACCUUUAAAUAUAAAGCAAUUAUUUUUCUUUUGAA